GGGGUCUGUGUGUGGCUGUGUGUGUGUGGGGGGGGUCUCACCCAGCGAUAAUGGGUCGGAAGGUGACAUUGGCCGCCUGUUCACUGAACCAGUGGGCGUUGGAUUUUGAUGGUAACCUGCAAAGGAUUUUGAGAAGUAUCGAAAUAGCAAAGUCAAAAGGAGCAAAGUACAGACUUGGACCUGAACUGGAAAUCUGUGGGUAUGGCUGUUCUGAUCACUACUUUGAAUCCGAUACUCUGCUUCACUCAUUUCAAGUUCUGGCAGAGCUUUUGGCUUCUCCCAUCACUCAGGACAUAAUCUGUGACGUUGGAAUGCCUGUCAUGCACAAGAAUAUCCGUUACAACUGCAGGAUCAUCUUUCUGAACAAGAAGAUUGUCUUAAUAAGACCAAAGCUGAUAAUGGCAAAGAAUGGUAACUACAGAGAGUUCCGUUGGUUCACCCCAUGGACACCAAGGAGGGUAGAAGAAUAUUUUCUUCCAAGAAUGAUCCGUGUGGUGACUGAACAGGAUACUGUCCCGUUUGGUGAUGCUGUCAUUGCAACAAAGGACACCUGCAUUGGAACUGAAAUCUGUGAGGAGCUUUGGAUUCCAGAUAAUCCCCAUGUGUCCAUGGGCCUGGAUGGAGUGGAGAUAUUUACAAAUUCAUCAGCCAGCCACUAUGAGCUUCGGAAAGAUCACAGCAGGUUGGAGAGAGUUAAAUCAGCCACGGCAAAGAAUGGCGGUAUCUACGUCUACGCCAACCAGAAGGGCUGUGACGGGGAUCGAUUGUACUACGAUGGCUGCCCCACCAUUUCUGCGAACGGACAUCUUGUGGCUCAGGGACACCAGUUUUCGCUGGAGGACGUGGAAGUUAUAACCGCCAUGCUGGAUCUAGAAGAUGUCAGAACCUAUCGUGGAGAACUUCCUUCUCGAAAUAUCUUGGCAGGUCAAGUAGAGCCCUAUCACAGGGUGAAAAUAGACUUUGCACUGUCCUUGGAUGAUGACAUUGGUGCACCUUCCAUUGAACCCAUUCAGAGUCUAAGCCAUACUCCAGAGGAAGAAAUUAGUCUAGGUCCCGCCUGUUGGCUCUGGGAUUACCUGCGGCGUAGUUCACAGGCCGGUUUCCUACUACCUCUGAGUGGAGGCAUUGACAGCUCAGCCACAGCCUGCAUCGUCUAUUCCAUGUGUCGACAAGUGUGCCUCGCUGCAGAUAAUGGAAAUCAACAGGUGAUAGAAGAUGCCCGGAAGAUAGUGAAUGAUCCCAAUUACGUUCCCAAAGAUCCGAGGGAAUUUUGUCGGCAGGUCUUCACCACUUGCUACAUGGCCAGUGAAAACUCUUCGCAAGACACUUGCAAUCGGGCCAAAGAGUUGGCGGACCAAAUAGGCAGUUACCACCUAAACAUGAACAUUGACACGGCAGUGAAGGCUAUGAUUGGAAUUUUCAGUCUGGUGACGGGAAAAUCUCCCCAGUUCACGGUGCACGGUGGCUGCACAAGAGAGAAUUUGGCCCUACAGAAUGUGCAGGCUAGGAUCCGCAUGGUUCUCGCCUACCUUUUUGCCCAGUUGAGGCUGUGGUCUUGUGGGAGACCAGGAGGACUGCUCGUGCUUGGAUCAGCCAAUGUGGAUGAAAGUCUCCGAGGAUACAUGACCAAGUAUGAUUGCUCCAGCGCAGAUAUCAAUCCAAUCGGUGGGAUCAGUAAGAUGGAUCUGAAGAACUUUAUACAAUAUUGUAUUGAAAACUUUCAGCUCACAGCAUUGAGAAAAAUUAUCUCAGCUCCCCCGACUGCAGAGCUGGAACCACUAGCCAAUGGCCAAGUAUCACAGACUGAUGAGGCUGAUAUGGGAAUGACGUACGCUGAACUGUCGGUCUAUGGUAAACUGAGGAAGAUCGCCAAGUGUGGUCCUUACAGCAUGUUCUGUAAAUUAAUCCACACGUGGAACAGCAUCUGCACUCCCAGACAGGUGGCCGAGAAGGUGAAGCAUUUCUUCCGGAUGUAUGCCAUUAACCGACACAAGAUGACUGUUCUGACUCCGGCUUAUCACGCGGAACAAUACAGUCCUGACGACAAUCGGUUUGAUCUCCGUCCAUUUCUCUACAACACAAACUGGUCCUGGCAGUUCAGGAGCAUUGAUACCCAGGUCUCAAAGCUUGAAAGCAGACAGCAAGCGAACCUUUCUGAUGUCGCAACUAACGAGUUGGAUUGAUACAACUAUCUGAGAUUUAAGCACCUCCGCUCUCCCCCGCGCCCCCUCCCACACCCGCCCCCCCCCCCCAUGUCUGGAGCUGCUUAAAACUGAUAACAUUGUACAGUAUAUUGUUCCCUGAGAGGUGCAUGGCAAAAAAAAGCGACUGUUUUAAGAGCUUUUCCCCAAUUCAGACCUUUUGGGAGUGGGGGGGGACGGAGUUCUAUCUUAAACUGAUCAUUAAAAAAAACGAAAUCUGUUCUUGGUAUCUUUUCAAUGGGGAAAUCCGUUCCGUAAAGACGUAAUAGUGGACUAUAAUUCGCUAUAAGGGUAAGGUAACUGCCGUGGUAUGAUUGUUGGGACAGAAGCAACGCAGUCAUAUAUUUUAGAUUCGUUGAUUGUCACAAGUCGGUCAAUCGGGGAAGCUCUGCAAUGGGACAUGGUGUGGGUUAACCUGUUAAACUCCCACUGUAUGCCCACGCAAGCUCUGGAAUCCCCCAAGCCUUGACUCUCGCCAGCAUGAACUCUACGGAAUGAAAUACAAUGCAAAAUAACACUUGUAUAGCGCCUUUCAGGAGGGCAGAUAAGCAGAAUGCGACUCUCAGGGGAGAGUGGGCGCGCACUGUACCAAACGGCCAAACAGAAGCCGUAUUUAUUCUCGGGAGUUCUGAAACUUUCGAGACUCUUAAGCACAAUAAUGCGUCUCUCUGUAUGUUGCUGUUCACUUGCCUGACUGCAAAAUUGACUAGCAUGUUAUUAACAAUAUGUGGCAACCAUUUUACUCAGGCUUAUUGCUGCAGGAUUAUAUUGAUUAAUGAAAACUCAAAAGAACCCCUCGUGGCUACUAACGAGUCAGAAAAAAACAGUGACGUUCACCUCUUGGAAUUCCUGCCUGAAAACACCUACAGAGCACAUCUAGUGCGAUGUUACCAUCGUUUUUCAGGUUGGAACAAAACAGAAGCAAGGAGAUUUCUUUACCUUCUUCUGAAGGGAAGAAUAAAAGCUUUUUAAAUGAA
Messenger RNA from Callorhinchus milii (elephant shark), 3178 nucleotides. It is a transcript of the gene nadsyn1, whose product is annotated as NAD synthetase 1. The transcript has 22 exons. Gene Ontology annotation, cellular component: cytoplasm. Gene Ontology annotation, molecular function: glutaminase activity; ATP binding; NAD+ synthase (glutamine-hydrolyzing) activity. Gene Ontology annotation, biological process: NAD+ biosynthetic process. NCBI's taxonomy places the organism in Eukaryota, Metazoa, Chordata, Chondrichthyes, Chimaeriformes, Callorhinchidae. The coding region runs from base 51 to 2183 and encodes 710 amino acids. The record is from RefSeq and is a predicted model, not a curated record.